GUCAUCCUGGUUGCCCAUGCGCUGCACAACGGAGACGAGUAUACCUCGCAGCAGAGGAAACAGUGGUGGCGGGACCUCAUAGGGAUCUGCCAUAAAUGGAAAGUACAGUUGGCCUUCCUGGACGCGAAUGCCAGGCUUGGCAGCAUUGUGUCUGAGGCAGUGGGAAGCGAAGGGUUCAGGCAAGACGAGGACGAAUCGGGCGGGCUGUUUCAUGACAUGCUCUUGGAGACGGGCUUGGCCGCGGCCGACACGUUAGAUCAUUAUCCUGUCUUCAUGCGCUUCGAGUCCCAGGGCUCCACCAAAGCAGCGCAACAACAGAGCGGCUACGACGCUAGGGGCACCCAGGACCCUGAUAAGGCAGCAGCCUUCAGGAUGCACCUGGCAGCGUUUCCCACGGUGCCUCACCAGGUCGACAUGAAUCAGCACUUACGCGACAUCAUUCAAUACAUGUACGUGGGUGCACAAGCAUGCUUCCCUAAACCCGCGCGUACUCCGAUCAAGCCAUAUGUUUCAGAGGCUCCUCUGGGCAUUAUCAUCUUCAGAAGGCAAGUACGGCAGGCGUGGCGUCUCUGGGGUAAGCAGGACUCUGGUGGGGUCAGGAGGCUGGUCGCCGCGGCGCUGGAGGCGGGGGCCCCCCAGAACAUCACCAAUCUCGAGCUGGACCUCCUGGUUUCGGAGCUUUUCCAGGCUUUCGCUGAGUGGGACAAACAGAUCCUGGCGGCAAGCGAGCUAGCCGCACACAUGCUUGAGUUUCUGGUCAAGUCGAAGCCGGCCCUGAGAAGGGCCUUGAAGCUCUCGCGCAACAAGCUGCUAGACGACCUCGCGCAGCAGUUGUGCAACGCUAGGUCCUCAAACGAGAGUAGAGUGGAGUGGGGAGUGCUAUGCCAGCUGCAAAGGUUUGGGGGAAAGCGCUCCAAGUUCCAGGUCGAGGGGCUUAGAAUCCGACGAGGUUCUCGGGGCGAGGUGCUGGCCACAUCUGGAGAUCUCUCGGAGGCCCUCACGGAUUAUUUCGCUGUAGUUGAGAAUGGGCAGGCACUCAGCUGGGAAGAGCUGGUUGAGAGAUACAACGCCCUCCCUGAGCGUGGAAAUGUAUAUCCCAGGGAGUUGGACAUGAUCACCCCCUUCCGCAGGCUCAAGCAUGACAUCAUGAAGGCAGCCAAGAGGAGAGGUGCUGGGCUUGACGGGCUCAGCAAUGAUCUUUUCCAGGUCGCUCCGCAAGAAUGCACGCAGAUAUUGUUGCCGUUGUUCGUGAAAGUUGACAUGUCGUCCAGGGAGCCCCUGCUGUUCAAAGGAGGCUGGCAAUGUGAUCAACACAAAUCUGGGUCCCCCGAACCCCUGGAGCACUACAGAGGCAUCCUGCUGGGAUGCCACGCGGCGAAGUUGCACCACGCCUUCCUCAGGGGUAUACUUCUAGAGGCAACGCUGAACAUGCUGUCGGUGGUCCAGCAGGGAGCUCUCCCUCAGCGCGGCACUGACAUUGCAUCCUUGCAUCUUCGGUCGGCCAUGAUGGCUGCCAAGGCUAGGAAGCGCGCAAACCUGUCGUUGUACACCGAUCUAAAGGCGGCAUUCUAUUCGGUCAUCCGAGGGUUCGUUGCCAGAAUGGCCCAGAGCAGUGAGGACAUCCAGAACACGCUGGCGGGCUUGGAGAUACCUAGUUGUCUGGAGCCUCUGUGCCAUGCCCUAGUCGCCAAGCCUGGAGCCCUGGACGGGCUGGGGAGUAAGCACCUUCUGGAAGCAGUGGUUGGCGUGAUGGAAUGCAAUUGGUUCCAAGUGCGGGGGAGUACCAGGGUCGUCUCCCCCCGCCUAGGUCGCGAACACGAGCAUGUAGAGGAAGACGUAUGGGAUCCUGCCUUCAUGGAUGACCUCGUCAACGGCAUCGAGCUGUUAGACGCUAGGCUCUGGAAGGAGGCGGCCAUCGCCCUCGUCGCGAUCAUGUGCGAAGACACCAAGUCUAGGGGGUUCACCAUGAACUGGAAGGCGGGCAAGACGGAGCUCAUGGCCUUCUUCAGCUCACAGGGGUACUGA
Messenger RNA from Prorocentrum cordatum, 2025 nucleotides. NCBI's taxonomy places the organism in Eukaryota, Dinophyceae, Prorocentrales, Prorocentraceae. The record is from the annotation of a GenBank genome assembly.